Messenger RNA from Colius striatus (speckled mousebird), 1315 nucleotides. It is a transcript of the gene PDLIM2, whose product is annotated as PDZ and LIM domain 2. Lineage: Eukaryota; Metazoa; Chordata; Aves; Coliiformes; Coliidae. Bases 15 to 1181 code for a protein of 388 amino acids. The record is from RefSeq and is a predicted model, not a curated record. Gene Ontology annotation, molecular function: actin binding; muscle alpha-actinin binding. Gene Ontology annotation, cellular component: filamentous actin; Z disc; adherens junction. The transcript is spliced from 10 exons. Gene Ontology annotation, biological process: actin cytoskeleton organization; heart development; muscle structure development.
GCAAGUGUGUCCCCAUGGACCCUGCGGCUCCUGGCACCGCCUGGCACCGCCUGGCACCGCCUGGCACGGCCACAAAGGCAUCGCUGUGGGACACGGAGCCGGCCGGAGCAGGGGACCGAGAGCCGCCCGCUGCCAUGCCUGUGACCCUCACCCUGCCCGGCCCGGCGCCCUGGGGCUUCCGCAUCAGCGGCGGCAGAGACUUCGGGAAGCCCAUCACCGUGUCCAAGGUGACAGAGCUUGGGAAGGCAGCAGCGGGUGACCUGCGUCUGGGGGACGUCAUUGUCACCAUCAAUGGGGAGAGCACAGCUGAGAUGCUCAACGUGGAGGCGCAGAACAAGAUCAAGCAGAGCCCUGGGCAGCUGCAGCUGCAGGUGGAGAGGUCCCUGGUGCCACCUCCCAGCCAUGCCAACGGGGACACCUCACCAGAGGGGCUGAGCACCCGCUUCCAGGACACGCUGAGGAUGCAGGAAGGGUGUCAGGGCACCCAGAGAGCUGCCUCCUGCAGCCCCACAUCCCUGAACCCCCAGCCUGGCAGUGGCAGCUCCCAGCCCUUGAAGGAGGAGGAAUUUGCAUGUCCUGGGCUCUGCCAGGAGCGAGGAAGCCUGAGCUGCCAAAACAGCCCCCCAGGGUCAAUCCUGCCUCCACGCCCUCGCCCACCCUCCCCAGAGCUCAGGACCCCCCCAAACCCCUGGGAGAUGUUCAGGGAGCGGCGCCGCUCCUCCCCCUCUCCCAGCCCCUGCAGCAGCCUGGGCUCCGAGCCGGCCAUGAGGCGCUUGGAGGAGGAUUCCGAGGUCUACAAGAUGCUGCAGGAGAACCGGGAGCUGCGGGCGGCCCCGCGCCAGUCCAGCACCUUCCGCCUGCUGCAGGAGGCUCUGGAGGAUGAGGAGGCCCCGUUCCCCAGCCGGCUCUCGCCCGGCGCCCGCAGAACCGCUCCCGGCGUCCCGAAACUUCGCGUCUGCGAGAAAUGCGGCGGCAGCAUCGCGACGCAGGCGGUGCGGAUCCAGGACGGGCGGUACCGGCACCCAUCCUGCUACGCCUGCGCUGACUGCGGCCUCAACCUGAAGAUGAGGGGUCACUUCUGGGUGGGGGAUGAGCUGUACUGCGAGAAACACGCCCGGCUGCGCUACCAGGGUCCCCCGGCGGGGGUCACCACCAGCUCUCCGGUCUCCCCCCACUCCUGAGCCCCCUGAACGACGUGAUGGGGAGGUCACUGCAUCCCUUCACCUCCCCCUUUCCUCAGAACACGACCCCACUGCUUUGGUAGGGUGGGGGUCUGCGGUGUGUGUGUGGUGGGGGGGAGGAUGUUGGAUUGGGG